AUGCCGCGUAUACUCCAGCCUGGCGAGUUUGAGCAGUCGCUAGACGAGAGCGACGGCUUUCGGACGGACUCUUCGCUCGAUGGCUUGGACGACGAGAAGCGCGAGAAAGCGAGCGCGGAGCUGUCCGACUUUCACAUCUUUCAGAACAAUACCCUAGUCGACCACUGGGCUGGUGUCUAUGACAAGUCCGAGUACGAAGGGCGGCACCGGUUCGACCCCUCCUUUACGUGGACCAAGCAAGAAGAGCGCGAGCUGGUAUGGAAAUUGGAUACGCGGCUGAUGCUGCUUGUGUGGGUCAUGUUCUUUUCGCUGGACCUGGUGCGGCACAAUCUGAAUCGGUCGCUUGCGAGUCGCAGCGAGAAGCACGGGGGAAAUAUCUUGGAAGAAGUGGGCCUCUCUCAAAACGAUAUCAACCAUGGCAUGCUGGCGUUUUACCUGUCGUUCCUGUGCAUGGAGCUUCCGUCUGGCCUGAUUUCCAAGCGGCUCGGUCCCGAGGUAUGGGUGCCUACGCAGAUCAUUGCGUGGUCCAUCGUGUGUGCGUGCCAGUCGGCCAUCACGAACAAGGCUGGCUUUUACAUUACACGCGUCUUUCUCGGCAUCACGCAGGGCGGUUUUAUUCCGGACAUGUGCCUGUACCUCACCUACUUUUACACGUCCAAAGAGAUGAAUGUGCGCAUGAGCUUCUUUUAUACGGUGCUUGGCGCGUCGCAAAUCAUCGGCUCGUUUCUGUCGGUCGGCUUUAUGCAGCUGAAUGGCCUCAAUGGCUGGGCGGGCUGGCGCUACCUCUUUGCGCUGGAUUCGGUCAUUUCCGGCGUGAUUGGCCUGCUGGCCAUCUUUUUGAUGCCAGCGACCAUUACGAAGACGACGACGUUUGCGAUCCGCAAGCCGUGGUUUACCGACCGCGAGGAAAAGAUCCUCGUGAACCGCCUGCUGCGCGACGACCCCACCAAAGGCGACAUGAACAACCACCAGUCGGUCACCUGGCGCGGCCUCUGGAACUGUCUGAAGGACUACGACGGCUGGGUCAUUUACGCACUCGCGUUCCUCGUGCUGAUCCCCUACCAGCCCCCCCAGACCUACCUGUCGUAUAUUCUGAGCGACCUAGGCUUCAAUACGCUGAUGAGCAACUUGCUUGCGAUCCCCGGCAUGGUGCUCUUUAUGGCCAACGCGCUGUGGAUGGCGCAGCUCGCGACACGCUUCCGCGCCCGCGCAUGGACCUCGGCGCUGACCAACGCGUGGGUAUUUCCGUGCCUCGUCGCGCUCCUGUGUAUUCCGCAGAAGCAGGACUACUACUGGAACUGGGUGCGCUACGGCCUCUACAGCCUCGUCACCGCCGUGCCCUAUCCCCUGCCGAGCAUUGUCGGCUGGGUCUCGGAGAAUGCGUACUCUGUGCAGACCCGCACGAUCUCGCUCUGCUUUCUGAAUAUCACGGCCCAGAUCGGCUCGAUCGCAGCGACAUUUGUGUACACCGACGGCGACCAGCCGUUCUACCUGCGCGGCAACACGGCCAUGGCCGUAUUGGCCGGCGUCUCGGUCGUGCAGUGCGUGCUGACGCCGCUCUACUUUACCGCGCGGAAUCGGUACAAGGCGAAAAAGUGGGCACAGCUCUCCCCAGACGAGCAGCAGGCCUACGCGGUGCACUCGCGCGACUUUGGGCCCCGCCGCCUCGAUACGCGCCUCGCGACAUAA
Malassezia japonica is the source of this 1689-nucleotide messenger RNA. RefSeq lists its product as uncharacterized. The transcript has a single exon. NCBI's taxonomy places the organism in Eukaryota, Fungi, Basidiomycota, Malasseziomycetes, Malasseziales, Malasseziaceae. The coding region runs from base 1 to 1689 and encodes 562 amino acids. Gene Ontology annotation, biological process: transmembrane transport. The record is from RefSeq and is a predicted model, not a curated record. Gene Ontology annotation, cellular component: membrane. Gene Ontology annotation, molecular function: transmembrane transporter activity.